AUGCUGACCGAACUCUGCCUAAUAGCUACAGCUUUUGACAAUGACUCUUUCAUCUCGAAUUCAAAUACAGAAACAUAUUAUAUAAGCAGAGAACAGUCUGACUAUUAUAUAAACAUUAUCAUGAAAGUCAAGGCUGCACUUCACUGGAUGUCAGCUAUCAUGUGUUCACUGGCCUUGUUGUCAUUUACCAGAGCCAAAGUUUGCAACACCAGCAAAGGCUUCCUUACUGCGCUGAAUUUGUUUGAACUUGUGGCAUCAGUGACUAGUAUUG
Candidula unifasciata is the source of this 271-nucleotide messenger RNA. NCBI's taxonomy places the organism in Eukaryota, Metazoa, Mollusca, Gastropoda, Stylommatophora, Geomitridae. The record is from the annotation of a GenBank genome assembly.